Cornus florida is the source of this 1275-nucleotide messenger RNA. RefSeq lists its product as uncharacterized. The coding region runs from base 1 to 1275 and encodes 424 amino acids. The transcript is spliced from 2 exons. Lineage: Eukaryota; Viridiplantae; Streptophyta; Magnoliopsida; Cornales; Cornaceae. The record is from RefSeq and is a predicted model, not a curated record. Gene Ontology annotation, molecular function: protein dimerization activity.
AUGGGACUUCAAUCUUCACCACAUAGCAAAUGUGCCAUGUUUUAUAGAAAUUUAAGUAAAUUGGCACAACAUAUUGAUAAAGUAUUGAAUGCCCAAUCAAGAGAAGAUAUUUUGAAGAAUCGAAUGCGGCUUAAGAUAACUAUUGAAACCGUUCGCUUUUUAGCAUUGCAAGGAAUUGGUUUUAGAGGCCAUGAUGAAAGUUCAAGUUCAUUAAAUAGAGGGAAUUUUAUUCAAGCGUUAAAGUAUAAAGCAGAAGGAAAUGAUGAACUCUCAAGUGUUAUCUUAGACAAUGCUCCACAAAAUGCCCAAUACAUUGCUCCAUCGAUUCAAAAAGAGAUUCUUCAUAUUCUUGCAAACAGAGUAAGAAAAAUGAUUUAUGAUGAAAUUGCGGGAGGCAAAUAUUGUAUUCUUGUUGAUGAAGCACAAGAUGAGUCUAAAACGGAGCAAAUGGAUCUUGUUUUAAGAUAUAUCAAGCAUGAUGGUUUGCUAAUUGAACGCUUUUUUGACAUUGUGGGAGUUAAAAACACAUCAGCAGUGACGCUUAUGGAUGCAAUAUCUAAUAUUCUUGUUCGGUUCGAUCUUUCAAUUCAAAAUUUGAGAGUCUCAACAACCAAAAUUAUCCUUCAAAAAUUUAGACAAGAUGAUUGGGAUAUUUUUCUUGCAAAUGUGGUGUCAUUUUACAAUCGACAUAACAUUGAUACACCUAAUUUGAGUUCUCGUUAUGUAGAGGGUACGGGUCGUCAUUGUCAACAACAAAAUCAUAUUACAGUUGAGCACCAUUAUCACUUUGACAUUUUCAACUCUGUACUAGAUUUACAACUGAUGGAGUUAGAACAUAGAUUCAACAAUGAAGUAGUGGAACUUCUUAGUCUUAGCUCGGCUUUGGAUCCUAGUGAUUCUUUUGAAUGUUUUAACGUAAACAAGAUAUACAAUCUUGCUGAGAAAUUCUAUCCUUGGGACUUCACUGGUCAAGAUGUUAAAUCAUUAAAGUUUCAGUUGAUACAUUAUCAACUUGAUGUACCUAAUGAUCCAGUGUUUCAAAAUACUUCUUCUCUUACUGAUUUAUGUGGGAAACUAGUUGCAAGAAAGAAGUCCGAGUGCUACCCUUUGGUUGACAGAUUGAUCCGUCUUGUAUUGACUUUUCCCAUUUCUACAGCAACUACAGAAAGAGCAUUUUCAGGCAUGAAACGUGUUAAAACAGUGAUGCGUAACACGAUGGGAGAUGAAUUUCUUGCUGAUUGCAUGAUCGUCAAUCUUAAACGGGACCUUGUUUGA